Molecule: messenger RNA, 2613 nt
Organism: Rhododendron vialii
Lineage: Eukaryota; Viridiplantae; Streptophyta; Magnoliopsida; Ericales; Ericaceae
Product: F-box/FBD/LRR-repeat protein At5g22660-like
Exons: 6
Coding region: 723-2084 (453 amino acids)
Molecular function (GO): protein binding
Source: RefSeq, a predicted model, not a curated record
AGACGAAUCAGGUGGAGAGAGGGUUGAGAGAGAGAGAGAGAGAGUGAGUUUAGAGCCGAGAUCCAUCUCUUAUCCCAUAAACCUUGGAAAACGAGCCGCUAGAUCCUUGGCGUGGAUUUACGCUCUCAGACCUCUGAAAAGCAGAACUCCAAAAAGUUUUUGCCCAAAAGAAACGCGCCAACACAAAGAAAAAGUGAAGAAAAACCUCCACUUCUACUCCCAUGGCGCACAAGUCCAAAAAACGCCCAGUUAUGACAAGGCCCUAACCCUAACCAGAUGUCCUGGCCAGUUUGCCUGUGCCUCGGACUGAUUUUGGAGCGCUGAAGUUAACGACAAUUGAGUUUUUAGUUGGAUUGUAUGCUGCACCGUUGAUGAUCUCUCUUUUCUCCCCCUCUUUUCUUGUUUUCUUUUACAUUCACAGUUGUAGUUUCCUUUCCCCUACUGUUUUUUGUUUUGGCCCAAAGGGUUCUUGUUUUGGGUAAUUUUAUUUGGAAGAUUCUACACAACUCCUGGCACAUGAUUUGCACAUGGGAGCCUAUUUAGCUUCCUUUAGAAGCAAAAAGAAGGGCUUUUGUCUCUGGGAAAAAAAGUGAUCAGGUAAAAACAAAAAGGAAGAAUAGAAGAGGAAAAGAAGAGCGCCGAGACAAGAAGCAGAGAACAAGUGGGAAAAGGAAGAAGAAAGGCCUGUGUGUGAGGCUUGUGUGGAAAAUCAUCGCGAAGUUAUGGAUUCGGACUUAAGAAGGAGCAAAGACAGGAUCAGCAAGUUGCCGGACACCCUGUUGUGUCACAUCCUUUCGUUCCUUCCGACGAAAUACGGGGUUGGAACGAGUGUUCUAUCGACCCGGUGGCAAUACCUCUGGACUAAAGUUCCUACCCUUGAUUUUGAUGACUCCGAACUCUUUGAGGAAAAUACUGAAUUGAGCGAGGAUAGAGAAGAGGAAGUUAAUUCGAGGUUUCAACACUUUGUGAAUCGGGUAUUGCUUCUAAGUGACCCGCCUUGUUUCCGGAAAUUCCAUCUCAAGGGAUUCCUCGAGGAUGUUGAUCAGGUUGAUACGUGGAUCUCUUCUGCGGUUAAGCGAAAUGUUCAAGACCUGAAACUUUGCAACUUGGAUGAAGUUCAUAUUGGGGUGCCACAUGUGAUUUUCACUAGCAAAACACUAUCGGUUUUGACACUUACUGGAGUUUUGUUAAAUGUGCGUGGCUCAGCUUGGCUUCCUAGUCUUAAGAUUCUCAACCUGGAUACAGUCAAAUACGAAAACGGUGACACAAUGCAGAUUCUCCUCUCUGGCUGCCCUGUUGUUGAAGAAUUGUAUAUUAAGCUGUGGAUUGGGGAUACAUCCAAUCCACGACGGGUUCUGGAUAUUUCUGUCCCAACGUUGAAACGUUUGACUGUAUUUUACCUCAGAGAUAGUUUUGAAGACGGAUUCAAGCUUGUGGUAGAUAUCCCCCAACUUGAGUGCCUUAGUCUCAUAGAUCAUGUGUCAGAAGAAUUUUUCUUGAGGAAUCUGAAUACGUUAUCCAAAGCAUCUAUUAUGGUUGGGCCUACUAGCUUAACAACCAAUAGUUCCAAUGGUGAUGGUCUGCGCGUGUAUAACCUUCUUAGUGGGAUUUCCAAGGUUAAGUUUCUUGAUGCGCAUUUGUCUUUUAAGAUUGAUAUCAAUGGUUACUUGCUGCCAACCUUCAGAAAUUUGACCCAGUUGACAUUCUGUGGUAUCUUGAACUUGCAAUUAUUGGCAGACUUGCUUCAGUGCUCGCCUAUUCUUGAAGUUCUUAUCCUAAAGAGAAAUCUAUUGGAUGAUGAAGCAAUCAAAUCUUGGAAUCCACCAAAGCAAGUGCCUAGUUGUUUCUUAUCACGUCUCAAGGAAAUUCAAAUUAAGGAACUUCGUGGGAAAGGUUAUGAGCUUGAAAUGAUAGGGUAUUUUCUACAGAAUGCGAAGGUCUUGGUGAAGAUGACAAUUGGCUAUCGUUUUCCAAACGACUGCUUUUGUGGGGAAUUAGUAGCAUUCCGAAGGGAAUCAAAGACUUGCCAACUUAAUCUCAAUUGUUUGAAACAUUGCAGGAUAGAGGAGCCGAAACGGGGAUGAGGAUGAGCGUGUUGCAUUUGAGUGUUCCCUAGAGAACACAGUUUGCAGUAGUUUUGACCAAGACAAGAAUCAGUUUUUGUUGUCCUUCAGUUCCAGAGAAGAAGAGAACUGCGGAUAGAGGCUACCAUAAGACCAACAAAAUAUGGUGAUUUUUUGGGGAAGUUUUUUUUUUUGGGUGGACGGCAAAAGAGCAUGAGCUGACAUGGCGGAAAUUGUUUUUUUUGGAGACAUUUGCGAAUUUGGCCCUUGGGUCUAUGUUUGUAUGGCUGCAACUGUGCAUAUCUUGAUGUAACUAGUAUAUGACAUAGAUGAAAGGGUUCGUGAAACUUGAAUGAAUGGUUCAGGUUCUGAUUCACAUCGAUGUGAAUCUGAACCAUUCAUUCUAGUUUCAUGGACCCUUUCAUCUAGCCUAAAACUUAUGUAUGAAAUAUCCCGGGUUUUACUGACAAUUGUCGCUUUUUUUAAUCAUCAAAAUCCCUUGUUCGAGAGAUGAUGGUGGUGAUGACAUCUUUCGCUUGUAUUUGCUUUU